CUACAUUUCCCAGAAUGCACCUGCCCGCGCGCUUCCUCGCAGCGGUGAUGCUGAUGGAGUGUUUUCGCUCGCGGUGCUGGAGAUGUGAUGGGUCUUCUGGAGUCCGUCUCUGAUCGUCAUGUUUCCCGGGGUCCUUUACGCGCUGCUGGCGGGUUUUCUCGGCGCGGUCGCGUCCUCCUCCGCCAAACUGUCCCUCGGCACCGACUAUCUGAAGGGCGUAUGUGAGACCGGCCUGCGGACGUGGGGCGAGCAGAGGAGAUUCACGCAGCACAACGACACGAGCGCGUGCGACUGGUUGCACAUCCCUCUCAGACUGCUGUGUGGAGGUCUGCUGUUCACCUGUAACGCUGUGAUGUGGACGUUCCUGGCCAAAGCUCUCCGCAGCUCGUGCUCCUCCACCCGCACCACUGUGACCACCACCGCCUCCAACUUCAUCUCCUCUGCGUUUCUGGGGCAGCUAAUAUUCGGGGAGACACACGUGGCUCUGUGGUGGGUGGGCAUCUCUCUCACUCUCUCCGGUCUUCUGGUGCUUCAUCACACAUCGCCCAACCUCACCCAAUCACACGACAGCAAGAGAGAAUGACGCUGCGUUAACGUGCAUGUGCAACGACACUGCUGCAUUAUUAGAUGAGUUCAGUGUGUUUUAUAAACAUAUCAGAAAACACUAAUAUCACCACUAUUCAAACUGUGUGUGGGUCCAACUUCUCUAAGACACACAAACCUCCUACAGUCUUUCCAAGAUUUUAUUUGUGUUUGCUUCACUGCACAAGCGUUGCUCGAAAUAUUUGAGGUUAAACGUGAAAACGGAGAGAUUGAAAUGUUCUCGCAGCCGUAAAUCUACUGUCAUGCCAAAGAUCGAUUUAAAUAUUUAAAAAAUACAUUUUAUUUAUAUUUAUUAUUAAAAUAGCAAAUGUUAAAGAUCCAUAAAAAUAUUAAAAACAACUGGUGCAUUAAUCUACAUCACUGUUAAUGUGGUGGGUGAACCUCAAAAUUAGUAGAAAAAUUAAAAAAGAAGAUGAAGCUUGUUUUGGGACAAUUAAAAAAGGAAUAGAUUAAAAAAAUGAAAAUUAUGCAGGAAUAGUCACAUCAAUGACUUGUUAAUGGUAGCAUUUACACGUUUGAGUGAAAUAAUGCAAAAUAUAAUUUCUUUUAUUUUUAUUUUUUAAAUAUGAGCUGGACACUGUUUCCUGAAAGGUUUUAUGAGAUUUAUCUAGUAAAAUAUUUUUUCCCAUUUUUUUCUUUGCUCCAAAAUGUAAAAGUUGCCAAUUGAUUUGACAACAGUGUUAUUUUAGUAUAUUGGCAUCCUAUUGUAAUUUUUGUUAAUAUUUUGAAUUCGAUUUUAAUUGUAUAUUUUCUGUUUCCAUUUUAAUUUUAAUUAAAGCUUUUGUUAAAAAAUAUGGUAACACUUUACAAGGUGUCAUUUGUUAACAGUAGUUACUGUAUUAACCAACAUGAACUAACAAUGAAUAAUACGUUUGUUACCCUAUUUAUUAAUCUUUGUUAAUGAAAAUACAGUUGCUCAUGUUAGUUCACAGUGCAUUAACUAAUGUUAACAAAUACAAUUUUUGAUUUUAAUAAUGUAUUAGUAAAUGUUGAAAUUAACAUUAACUAAGAUGAUUAAAUGCUGUAGAAGCAUUGUUCAUGCUUAGUUCAUGUUAACUAAUACACUUAACUAAUGUUAACUAAUUUACAAUAACCUUAUUGUAAAGUGUUACCAAAAAUAUGUAUAGUUUUUAUUGAUUAUUUUUUGUUAUUUUGAUCAUUCAAAUUAAACUAAGUGAAAAUAAUAAUAAUAAUAGUAAAAAAAACCUUGGCAACUAGUAAAAUAAAUAAUUUUUUAAUGGUUAUAUUAUUUUGAGUUACAGAAAUAUUUUAACAUGUUAACAUGUUCAACAAACAAGCAAAUAAACCAAUAAAAGCAUAAUAAAUGCAUAAAUCAACAAACAAAUACUUAAAUCAAUAAAUAUUAUUUAAUUUAAAUAACAAAGUAGUUUUCCACUCUCACAGCUUUCUUAUCCUUCAAUCUGGCUAUUUUGAUGUCUCAUGCCCUCAAUGACAUCACUUCCUUCAGUCUCCCAGAGGGUCAGGUAUUGAUUAAAGCUGUGCUUCCCCGCAUGCAUUUCCUCCAUCAUCAUCAUCCUCCAGCACUGUGAGCACUGCGUGUGGCAGGAGACGUGCAAUAAUAACACCAGACCUCUGCAAAUGUUGGCAUUCUACAUUCUUUACCAGAAGAUGCUUUUCCCAAAUAAUAUGCCACAUGACUUAUGCAUGCCAACAUCCAGUGAUGUGAUAGCAAAGACACUUUCUGUAGCUGUACGAAUGAACGCAAACCAAAACCUGUUCUUCAGCCCCUUCUGCACACACACCGAAACUUACUAGGAUGAUGCAAUGCUGGAAACCAACAGGUCAUACUCGCUAUUUAACUCGUCUAAUCUGAUGCGUUUCCUAGUGAAGAAAGAUCAUUUAGCUUGUUUGUAAAAAUGUGCACUAUUAGAUCAGUAGCAUGUAUGAAGAAAGUCAGCUUUGAUUUCACGUUGACUCUCUGGAACAUUGUAGCUCCUUACCAGACCACCUAGACCAGGUGGAAACCACGUUAAACUACCUGCUUUAUCUGGAUCUUCCAGGACACUGAAGCAGAUUUAGCAGGUCAUUACUGGAGGGGGCUAAAGGACGAGGUCAAGGUCCUGUACUUCCUGUGAAUUUAUUCUAGUUCUUCCUGUGUUAUGAGUCUCAACUGGGCGCAUGAACCCAGAGACUCAUAGAGCAGCUAAAUAUGGUAGAUAUUACUAAGAUAAACAUGGACCGAAUGCAUUACACAUGUCCAUUCGUCGUGCAAAAACACUGAACGCUUCCAGAAUCCAACAUAAUGUGAUGUUAUGAAGUCCCUGGCAAUGUGAUGCCGUCUGUGUUUUUAUGUCGAUAACAUCCGUCCUUGUCAUGAGCCCAUUAUUUGCAAAUAAUUUUUCAUGUUGUUAUAAUUAGGCGGGAUGAACAUUCAGGUAACUGUUUUACAGGAUUUACAGUGACUUUCUGUACAUCUGAACAAUGACACUAAAUUUACUUACUUAAUUACAGCUGUUACCAUAGUAACUAUAGAAUGUAGGAUUAUGAUUCAAAUAUGAAUUAUCUGGCUUGUAUGUGGGCAUUCCUUUUGUGUCAUUAUGAUUAAAGGAUCAGUUUAGCCAAAAAUUAAAUUUGCUGAAAAUGUAGCCUACUCGAUCUCAGGCAAUCCAAGAUGUAGAUGAGUUUGUUUCUUCAUCAGAUUUGGAGAAAUGUAGCAUUGCAUCACUUGCUCACCAAUGGAUGCUCUGCAGUAAAUGGGUGCCAUCAGAAUGAGAGUCCAAACAGCUGAUAAAAACAUCACAAUAAUCCACACCACUCCAGUCCAUCAGUUAACCUUAAUUAAUCUUGUAAAGCGAAAAGCUGCUUUUGUAAGAAACAAAAUUUAAUUUAAGACUAUAAUUUCUGAUUAAAAUAUAAUAGUUCAUAAUCCAUAAUUAUGAUUGCUCCAGUCAAAAAGUCAAUCUACUGUUGUCCUCUCUCAUCAGAAUCCACCGCAUAUUUGUUUAUUCUAUUUCCAUUGGCUGCAUGGACUUGCUUAUUAGAUGGGAUUUGGUUAUACAUGUUAGCAGUCAUUCUGUACCCGUAAUUGUAUGGUGUAACAUGGUUAUGUAGAGAAAAUUAAAAUAAAGUGAGGGGGGAAAAAACAAUAACGCAUAUUUGUUUAGAGCUGUUUUGGACUGUUUGGGCUUGUAAACGGUGCUUGAUCUGUGCAGAUUUCUCUCCUGAUUCAGAUCAGAUUACUUUUUACUGGAAGCUAAAUUAUGGAUAGAGGACUCAUAUUUUGCUCGAAGUAAUGGUUUAAAGUUAAAACAUCUUAAUGAUGGAUUUUUCUUUUAAUUACAAAUAUGCAAACAUUUUGCUUCUCAAGAUGUUAACUGAUGGACUGGAGUGGUGUGGGUUAUUGUGAUGUUUUUAUCAGUUGUUUGGACUCUCAUUCUGACGGCACCCAUUCACUGCAGAGCAUCCAUUGCUGAUGAAGAAACAAACUCAUCUACAUCUUGGAUGGACUGAGGGCGAGCACCGUCUCAGCAAAUUUUCAUCUUUCAUCUAGAACUAAAAUAUUCACAUUUGGCAUUAUAUACUGCAGUAUUAGGGACCAAAUGAGAAAAUAUAGUGCAUUGGGGGCCUGUUUGUAAAUCUUUGACUUUGAUUUUAAAUUGCUAUGACCUGUUACUCUUAAAGAAAGUAUAAGUGAAGGGAUAAAUGAAAGUAACUCAACCAUCAUGUUAUAUUAUCCUUCUCAUGUCAAGUAGCGUACGGCAUCUGUUUAUGUAACCAUCACUGUAUAAAUCACAGGCCACAUUUAUAAAUGUGUACAUAGUUUUAUUAUUUAACGGACAAACUAGAGCUCUGUAAACUCAUCUAAAUUAAAUGAUACUACACAAGUGAUUCAUUAAACUGCUAUGAAGUGUUUUGUGUGAUUCUUUCAUUGUUAUCAGUAAUUGAAACAGAAAAACAGAGUUGAAAUGAUAUUAGAUGAUACUCAAACUGGUAUAUAAUCAUUUUAGAUUUGUUUGAAUGUGUGGACUAUGGAAGCCCGUUUUCACCACAGAAUAAAAAAUAAAUAAAUAAAAAACUGUAACUGACUUUUUAUCUGCUAAAAAUUUGGAGUUUACAUCUCAAAAUUCUAUUUUCCUCAGAAUUCUGAGUUUAUAUUGCAGUCGAAACUUCAUACCUCACAAUUCUGUUUGUAUCUUGCAAUUUUGACAUUUCCUCAGAAGUCUGAAUUGUGAUAAAAAUGUUUAUUUUUGCAUCCCAUGGUGAAAAUAAGCUUCUGUAAUAGACUUUAUUGUGGAGAUUUUAUUUUUCAUAAGCCAUCAAAAGACAACAAAGAAGAAAAAUACCACAUUGGAAAAACAACAGAAAGAGAAAUUUAUUGACUUGACUUUCAAAGUGAAAGCAACCCGAAACACCCAAAACUGCAUUAAGAUACUGAUAUAUUUAAAAUACAUGCACAACAUAAAGCAUUAAAAAAGACAGAAUAAACUAAAAACAGGCAAAAGAAUGUGCAAAGAAAAUGGAAAAAGAAACGGCGGUCCUUUACAUCAGGCCUGUGAACAGCAGUGAUUAUGAGCGACCCGUAGAGACCCGUAACUCAGAGAGCAGAUGGGAAAUACUGAUCCAACAGCAGAGCCGUCGAACAUUUCAAUGCAUUGAAACCCAACCAACAAACUUUCAGUCAUAAGCAGCAAAGUGAGGCUUCCAAACCACAUGACCCGACAUCAUAAAACAAGCCCGAAAACGUCUACAGCUGUCAGUCUCCACAGUUUCAAAGCUUUCGAGGCUGCAGACGCUGAGCAUCUGAUGGUCUGAGCUGGAUUUAAAAGAGAAGCAGGAUUGAUAAGAACAUCAUAUGAACCUGAGGAGUCACAGGACAAAGAAAGCAGCCGUCUGGAUUCAGGAAGACUGGAAUACUGUAGUGACACCGUUACUGAAAUCCAUGAGCACCACCGCCGAGAGACAGUGAAAACCGCCCAAAGAACGGCUCAAAGUAUUGCAAAUGUUUUAUUACAGUCAUAACCAUAUAUCUAGGUCUGCAAUGAGCUACUGCAUUCAGAAAUGAAUCGGAUUAAUCUCAUAAAACAUGUUUUAAAACACCAUAUUUCAUCCCAAAAUCAACAGAAAAAAAAUUUUUUUUUUAAAGAAUUACCAGGCAAAAUGCACCAGGCAAAUCUAUUAUUUUAAUGAUAUAUAUAUAUAUA
Onychostoma macrolepis is the source of this 5765-nucleotide messenger RNA. RefSeq names its product transmembrane protein 42. The transcript is spliced from 3 exons. The coding region runs from base 119 to 583 and encodes 154 amino acids. The record is from RefSeq and is a predicted model, not a curated record. Lineage: Eukaryota; Metazoa; Chordata; Actinopteri; Cypriniformes; Cyprinidae.